Molecule: messenger RNA, 3234 nt
Organism: Mangifera indica (mango)
Lineage: Eukaryota; Viridiplantae; Streptophyta; Magnoliopsida; Sapindales; Anacardiaceae
Product: lysine-specific demethylase JMJ25
Exons: 13
Coding region: 368-3055 (895 amino acids)
Biological process (GO): regulation of transcription by RNA polymerase II
Cellular component (GO): chromatin; histone deacetylase complex
Molecular function (GO): transcription coregulator activity; histone H3K9 demethylase activity; chromatin DNA binding
Source: RefSeq, a predicted model, not a curated record
GGAAUAGAGAUUCCGUUCAUAACACGCGUGGCUCUGCCCCUCUUGUGACUUGACUAGCUUACUAUAUAAGGCCAAGCCCUCUCUCUUUCUCUCUCUUUCUCUCUCUCUCUCUCUCUCUCUCUCUCUCUCAGAAUCCAUGCGCAAAGCGUGAAAAAACGGCCUUUAUUAAUGUUCUAUUUUUGUCAUUCGUAUUUUUCAAAGAUUUUGAUUCCUAAAAGACCUAGAUUUUCAUUCACUCACACUCGCGAUUAUCAGAUUGAAUUCGAAUCCCUUCGUUUCUUGUUCUCGAGUCCUCGAUUAGCUGAAUAAUUGAAUUGCGUCGUCCUUUCUCUUAUCUGAAUUCUUGUUGAUUGCAAGUAACGUGACAAUGGGAGCUAUGAUAGCAGAUCAAAAUACAGCUGAUCAAAAUACGCUUGAUAGCUACAAUGAUGAAAAAGUGCAGCAGAGGAUUCAUGGAGCCUCGAAACUUUCCUGGAUUGCUUCAAAGCGGAGAAUUAUGAAAGUUAUGUGCGAUGAAAGUAUGAAGGAACUAGAGAAAGAGAAAGAAAAGAAAAAUGUAGAGUCACCUGCUCAACGAUUCAAAGUUUCAUUGAAGAAAAGAAAGGUGAGUGGACUCUCUGGAAUAUUUGGGGAUACCAGAAUUCCAAAGAAGCCUCGUAGCGACGUAAAUGAGAAAGUUAAUCAUGAAGAUGAAGUGUUGAACAAGAAAAUCUGUUUUGAAGAUGAAGUUCUGGAGGACAAACUGGAUCUUGAUGAUGAAACAAUGGCUUUAUUGAGGAUCAAAGAACGUCAGAGGUUUAGAAGUUCAGACGAUCCAACAAUCAAAAGAUGCCCAAAAAAUGAAAGAAGGAAGAGUGAGUUAGUGAAGAAUUCUUCAUGCCCUUCAUCGUCAUCAUCUUCUAGAUCCUCCAGUUCGGUUUCAAGAAGUGAUAGUUAUAGCAAUGAUAGAUGUACAAUGAGAAAUGUGAAGCAGGCUAAAAUUUUAGAGCGUUUCAAAUGUCAUCAGUGUAUGAAAAUUGAACGUAGAAUUGUUGUCCCUUGCACAAACUGUAAAUGUAGAGCGUACUGUAUCCAAUGCAUCAAACAAUGGUAUCCUCAGAUGUCAGAAGAAGACAUAGCAGAGUUAUGCCCAUUUUGCCGUAGAAAUUGCAACUGCAGUGUAUGCUUGCACACUUGUGGUUUGAUUAAGACAUCAAAGAGGAAAAUAACUGAUCGGGAAAAGGCUCGGCAUCUGCAUUACUUGAUUAAGUUACUACUUCCUUUUUUAAGACAAAUUUGUGAGGAACAAACUCAGGAGACAGAAAUUGAAGCAAUCAUUCAAGGGGUGCAUUCUUCAGAGGUUGAAAUACCAGAGAUACAGUGCGGCAAUGAUGAACGUGUUUAUUGUAACCACUGUGCAACUUCCAUUAUUGAUCUUCAUCGAGGCUGCCCAAAUUGUUCUUAUGAACUCUGCAUCAGCUGUUGCCAAGAAAUUCGUGAGGGAAGCCUUUCAGGCUGUGGUGAAAUGAAGUUUAGGUAUAUCAACCGAGGCUACAGUUACAUGCAUGGUGGUGAUCCUCAGCCUGAAACUUGCCAUUCUGGAACUAAACAUGAUCUUGUUGAAUCACCAAUUCCGUGGACUGCAAGUAAUGAUGGAUUUAUUUCAUGUCCUCCAAUUGAAAUGGGUGGUUGUGGUGAUUGUGUGUUGGAGCUUAAACGAAUUAUUCCAGAUGGAUGGAUUUCAGAUUUGGAAAAGGAGGCUUCAGAUUUAUUGGAAAAUUUCCAAACCGUUUUGACGAAUUUGAAUAGCAGCUGUUCUGAAACAGGCAUGGAGAUGUUAUAUAGAGCAGCUUCUAGAUUAGGAUCUGAUGACAACUUCUUGUAUUAUCCACCUUCAACAGAGAUUCAAGAGGAAGAAGAACUUUUGCGCUUUCAAAAACAUUGGGUUAAAGGCGAACCAGUUAUAGUUCGGAAUGUUCUUAAAAAGGUGAAUGGUCUAAGCUGGGAGCCAAUGGUCAUGUGGCGUGCUUUAUGUGAAAAUCUGGACAUGGCAAUCAGUUCUAAGAUUUCAGAAGUGAAGGCCAUUGAUUGCUUGGCUGGUUGUGAGGUGGAGAUUAAGACUCGCCAGUUUUUCCAAGGCUAUACAGAAGGCAGAAGAUAUGAUAACUUCUGGCCGGAGAUGCUCAAAUUAAAGGACUGGCCUCCUUCUGACAAGUUUGAAGAUCUUUUGCCACGCCACUGUGAUGAAUUUAUAAGUGCAUUGCCAUUUCAAGAAUACUGUGAUCCUAGGGCUGGUUUCCUCAACCUUGCAGUUAAGCUUCCAUAUGGUGUCUUAAAACCAGAUAUGGGUCCAAAAACUUAUAUUGCUUACGGGGUCGCUGAAGAGCUUGGAAGAGGGGACUCUGUGACAAAGCUUCAUUGUGAUAUGUCAGAUGCGGUUAAUAUAUUGACACAGACAGCAGAAGUAGAGUUAACCGAGCAACAGCGUUCUGCAGUGGAAAUAUUGAAAGAGAAACACAGGGCACAAGAUCUAAAGGAAGGUCUUGUGCAAGAGAAACUGGUUGGACCUUUCGGAAAGCCCAGUGGCGAGCAACCCAGUACAGAAGGGGGUGCUUUGUGGGACAUUUUCAGAAGGGAGGAUGUUCCCAAGUUAGAGGCAUAUCUUAGAAAGCAUUUCAAAGAAUUCAGGCACACCUAUUGCUCCCCGGUAGAACAGGUUGUUCAUCCGAUCCAUGAUCAAUGUUUUUAUUUAACUUCAGAGCACAAAAGGAAGUUGAACGAAGAAUUUGGAAUUGAGCCCUGGAGCUUUGAACAAAAGCUUGGAGAGGCUGUAUUUAUUCCAGCUGGAUGCCCGCACCAAGUCAGAAAUCUCAAGUCUUGUACAAAAGUAGCUGUGGACUUUGUCUCCCCUGAAAACAUUCAUGAGUGCCUGCGAUUAACAAAGGAGUUCAGACUUCUGCCGAAGAACCAUAAAGCCCGAGAAGACAAACUUGAAAUUAAGAAGAUGAUACUGUAUGCAGUUGAGCAAGCAAUCAAAGAUGCGAGGAGUUUGUUAGCACAAGAAGUUUUGUCUUAGAGUAGCUACCAAGAACCCUAACUAAAUUUCAUACCUUCUUUACAAGAGUAAUUAGCCUACAAGGGUGGAUUUGAUGUCCAAAUUUAAUGACAGUUUCUACAAUGUUAUGCUUUUGGCCAAUUGGUCUAAAACAUGAGCAAAUCCUAUCAAAUAAGAAAGAUAUCUAUUUUUACAUUUCA